Messenger RNA from Moneuplotes crassus, 1112 nucleotides. The record is from the annotation of a GenBank genome assembly. NCBI's taxonomy places the organism in Eukaryota, Ciliophora, Spirotrichea, Euplotida, Euplotidae.
AUGGAAAAAUGCUUGCUGAUAAUCCUUCUAAUUUGAAUCUUCUGAUCUAAAGCCAUUGCUGGUUGUGAAGCCAAUUGCAAAUUUUGCUGCAUAAAUGGAACCUGUAGGGCUAAAUAAAGAGUGAGACAAUGAGGUUUAUCUCACAAUCCUCCUUGUUUUCAUAGUCUUGUUCAUCGGAGGCUGCUGAUGAGGCAUCCGCUUCCUCAUUAGAUCCAAGCGAGUCAAGAAGAUUCUUAAAAUUCUGAUGGUGAAGCGAAUGGAAAAAGCUAAAAAUGAGCUUGACUUACAAAGUUAUUCAGAACAUUUGGAAGAGCAUAAAAUUAGUGAUAAUUCAAUGUCCUCAUUCUUCAAAAUUAGCUCGAAACAUAUGCGAGAAGGGGAAUGACAAGAGACUAUUGGCAAUACAUUUGACGAUAGCCUUUUCACAAUGUAUCGGGUUGGAUGAACUGCUGAGGAAUUCAACUAUCUUUGAAAUAAAAAAUUAAAGAGAGAUAAGAAUCCUUAUAAAAAUCCCAAAGCCACUAAGGUGGGAUUUAAUAACGCCAUUAACAAUAAUCAUCUUUAUGAGAGCCAUGAAGAAGACUUGUACUCUCAAGACUCAAUGGUAUCUGAAAGUCCCAUUGAGGGGAAUGAAUAUGGUGAUAGUAAACAUCAUCUGCGACGCAAAGCCCCAAUUAAAUCAAAAGCUCCGAAUAAUAACCUCAAAAGCCAGCCUACUGCUUCUGAGAUCAACGCUGCUUCAGCAGAUAGAAAAUAGGAAUAAAGCACAACGUAGUUCAAUUGUCUGUAGCUCUCAAGCCAAAAUGCAGACUAACUCAAAAGAUGAGGACAAAAUAGGUGUUUAUGAGGAGCCCAAAUCUAAGAAAAAGAAAAGAAGAGUUAUCCGCAAGAGAGUCAAGAAAAACGUCAAGAGAAAGGAUGAAGUCAUUCAUCUUGAAACAUACAUGUGGGAGCAGACUGACAGUAAUUAUAAGUCCCACGAAACCCAGAAUAAUCCAAAGAAUACUGACGAAGAUGUUGCUUUGGAGUAUUAUAGAAAUAUCGCCAGGGAUAAGGUAAGCAAGAAGGAACAUUCCCUUCAAAGUCACCAUACGGAAGAACGAAAGGAGUAA